This is a messenger RNA of Macrosiphum euphorbiae (potato aphid), 381 nucleotides long. The record is from the annotation of a GenBank genome assembly. Lineage: Eukaryota; Metazoa; Arthropoda; Insecta; Hemiptera; Aphididae.
AUGACCGCGCUCACAAUUGCAACUAAACUAUCGUGUCAUACUAGAAGCGCGCACAAGGCACAAGAAUUGUUUAGUCGCAUCAUGGAUUUUGUCGAGAUAGCUGCAGUAUGUGCUCUCGAGUUAAAAAGAAGGAAGACAAUAAAAAAGAAGAAGAAAUAUUGGGUACAUCCUAUAACUUCACAGCGAUUAUUGAAAGGACAGUUUUAUAAACUUCACAAUGAAUUACGGUCUUACCCGGUGAAAUUUUUUAAUUUUUAUCGUAUGAGUGUUAAAAGUUUUGAUGAUCUUCUAAAUUUGAUACGACCUUCCAUCACUUAUCAAGAUUCAAAGUGGAGAAAGGCGAUCCCUCCUGAAGAAAGGCUUUCUGUUACCUUAAGGUAA